Loxodonta africana (African savanna elephant) is the source of this 1182-nucleotide messenger RNA. RefSeq names its product transmembrane protease serine 11B-like. Gene Ontology annotation, biological process: proteolysis. Lineage: Eukaryota; Metazoa; Chordata; Mammalia; Proboscidea; Elephantidae. Gene Ontology annotation, molecular function: serine-type endopeptidase activity. The record is from RefSeq and is a predicted model, not a curated record.
AUGGGCGGCCCUGCUGAGCCACCAUUCAUUGGUCUCUUUAUUCAUUUCCUUGCAGUUGGAAAGAUCUACUAUUACCAAGGCAAUUUUCAUAUUUUUGGAGUUAUAUACAAUGCCAGGUGUGAAAAUGCAGCUUCACAAGUGGGCACCCCUUUGAGCAAAGAUAUGGUGACUCAGGUAAAUGCAUUUCAAAAUUCUAGUAUAUACAAAGAAUAUAUCGACUCUCAUGUCAUCAAAUUUCUAUCAGCUCAAACUCCUUCAAGACCUUAUGGAAAGGCUUAUAAUAAGUUCCCUCCAGCAAAGAGGGAUAACAUCAGGACCAAAAUUGAAGCUGUCUUACAUCAAAAGCUGAAAGACAAUGUGGCAUCCUGGAAUGCAGUUCCUAAAGCCAUUAUACUUACGGCAAUCAGCAAAGCUAAUGCUGAAAAGUUUGCCAACAACUGUUGUGGAAGACAACUGACCAACAGUAUCAGAGCAGAAAACUGAAUUGUGAAUGGAAAAAGCUUGGCAGGGGCAUGGCCAUGGCAGGCCAGCCUGCAAUGGAAAGGUAAAAAACACUGUGUAGCCUCUCUGGUCAGCAGCAAGUGGCUAUUAUCUGCAGCUCACUGCUUUGCAAAGAAAAAUAAUUCAGAACACUGGACUGUUAACUUUGGAAGUAUGGUAAAUAAACGAUAUGUGACACAGAAAGUCCAAAACAUAAUUUUUCAUGAAAAUUACAGCAAUCCUGAGCUUCACAAUGAUAUUGCUCUCAUGCAGCUUGUGGAAGAAUUUGUUUCCACAAAGUACGUUGGUAGAAUUUGCCUCCCUGAAGCCAAAAUGAAGCUCAAAGAAAAUGAAAGUAUUGUCGUUACACGAUGGGAAAUGCUUUAUAUGAAUGGUAAUCCCCUUCCAAUGAUACUUCAACAAGCCCUUGUGAAGCUUAUUGUCAAUAAAAAUUGCAAUGCUCCAUAUAUACUUUCUGGCAGGGUGACUGAUAUAAUGCUAUGUGCUGGAUUUAUGUUAGGAGAAACCGAUUCCUGUCAGCAUUAUUCUGGUAGACCACUAGCUUACCCUGACUCUAGAGAUAUCUGGCAGCUUGUUGGAAUAGUAAGCUGGAGCAAAGGAUGCGGCAAAAAGAAUAAACCAGGGGUAUAUACGUGAAUGACUUCUUAUCAUAAUUGGAUUGCCUCUGAGACUGGAAUCUGA